UUUUGCAGGUAAUAAUGAGCAACUAUUCUACAAACGGAUCAAGAAAAAUAAGAAUUAGCAACAGCGACGAUGAUAGCAGGGAGACUCGCUUUUCGAUUCAGCCAAGAAAUUCUCAUAAAACAAAAGAGGAAAGAUAUCGAGACAAGGAAAAGGAGCGUGAUCAUGAAAGGCAUCACGAUAGGGAAAGAAGAGACGAUCGAUAUAGGAAAGUUGACUCCAGGGAUCAUCGAGACAGAAAUCGGCGAUCACCAGCGGGCAGCCGAACUUAUUGCCGAGAUGAGCCGGAUCGACGUCGAAACAACCAUAGUGACAGAAACCGUCGUGACAGAUCUUCGGAACGUGACCGUGACAAUCGAAGUUCCAAAUCUAAGACAAAAUCGCCAGAUAGCUUACGAUCAAAGUCUUCAAGAAAGUCGCAAACACCAAACCACUUGCCGGAUGAUGGAAAACUUUUUGACAGAAUUCUCGACCCAAAUUACAAAAAGAAAGAGAAGACCGUCAUGGAGGUUGAAGACGUUGAGAUGUCUCCCGUAGAAAUGCUAGAUGAAGAGGAGGUGUCUACCUUCACGUUUGAUGAUGCCUGUGGCCCAGUGAGACCUUCAAAUGAGCCUGAAGAAAAAGACUACAAAUCGGAGGGUGACCCAGAAUCGAGACCCGCGACCCCAAAAACUCCAUUAACACCAGAUUAUUUGGAAAACACAAUUGUUUCAUUGAAUGAGACAUUAUCAGACGACGAAGAUAAAGGACCAGAUGACAAAUAUGGCAAAACUCCAGACAAAGAACAGUGGGAGUCUAUGACUGAGAAUGAACAAAAGUUGCACCGAGACGCAAUGAAGAAACGUCGAGAACAGCGCCAUCGUGAAGCAGUCUCCAAACUACCGGUGUACUAUCCAGGAUUGAGAGGAUGUCAGCAUAUUUCUGAAUAUGUGAUCCUAAAUGUCAUUGCAGAAGGUACUUAUGGAGAAGUUUUUCGUGGUAAAAAUACAAGGACGGAUGAAGUUGUUGCGUUGAAAAGAUUCAAAAUGGAAAAGGAAAAGGAAGGGUUCCCAAUUACUGCACUCCGAGAGAUCAAUAUGCUACUCAAAGCGGGUGCUCAUGAAAAUAUUGUGAACGUCAAGGAGAUACUCGUUGGAAGUACCAAGACUGAAGUUUAUAUGGCAAUGGAGUAUGUGGAGCACGACGUGAAAAGCUUGAUUGAUAAGAUGCGCUCGAGAAAUCAACGAUUCAAGACUGGACAACAGAAAACUUUGAUGUCUCAGUUGCUCUCAGGAAUUGAGCAUAUGCACAAACUAUGGAUUCUUCAUCGUGAUCUUAAAACUUCCAAUCUCUUGAUUUCUCAUUCCGGCAUUUUGAAAAUCGCCGAUUUCGGACUGGCACGUGAAUACGGAGAGGCACGAGACAUUGAAAAACGCAUGAAGCUCACUCCCAUUGUUGUCACUCUUUGGUACAGGUCACCAGAGCUUCUUUUGGAGCCAAAAACAUACUCAACACCAGUCGACAUGUGGUCUAUUGGAUGCAUCAUGGCCGAAUUUAUUAUGAUGAAGCCAAUGUUUCAAGGGGAUAGUGAGCCUAAUCAAGUGCACCAAAUUUUUCAAAUGAUGGGAACUCCAACGGAACAAAUUUGGCCGGACAUUAAAGAACUGAAAGUAUGGAAUAUGGUUGAGUUUCCACCAGUAAAACCUGGUCAGCUGAGGAGAAUCUUCAAAGGAGAAAAGUUAGUGAAUGAAACUGGAUUUGAUCUUUUGAAUGGAAUGCUCUGUCUGAAUCCAGCAAAUCGAUUGACUGCAUCCGAAGCUCUUCAACAUGACUGGUUCAGUGAACACCCGAAAGCUGUUCCUCCAGAGGACCUUCCCGUGUACCCAGCAAAGAGUGAGUUGAAUGCGGCGCCUCCUGAGAACCGAAGGAAAAAUAGACUAGAAGCAUUGUUGGCUGAUGAAGAACCGGAACGAGCAGCGCUUUUACGUCAGUUCAACGUGAAAGCCGAGCAGCUGAAGCCAAGUGGAUUUCAGCUUAGAGGCUAAAUUUUUAGAUUAAUAAAGGACUACAAAAAAAGAAUACAAAGUCUUUUGACAAUUGAAUUUUAUACUGAGGCUAUUGAAAGCUCUCCAAAAUUUUUUAUGGCGAUUCCAAGUUUUAAGAAAAAGUGCUCCAGUUAAAAUCUCCAUUUUUGUUUUAUAUUCAUAAUUUUUUGUACAUCACUCUCUCACUUCUCCACCAUCCAUUGUUUUUGUCAUUGUUUUUGCCAAUUUUGUCAUUGAUCUUUUCUUAACUAGUCACUAUGAUCUUUUUUGUGUUUACUAGUAUCAUAUCUUCAAAGUAGUAAAUGUGAUAAGGUAUGAAUAAUUGUAAUUUAGACGUAAAAUAAAGAUAACGUUUAUUGAAAAACAA
Messenger RNA from Caenorhabditis elegans, 2388 nucleotides. It is a transcript of the gene cdk-11.2, whose product is annotated as Cyclin-dependent kinase 11.2. The transcript is spliced from 8 exons. Gene Ontology annotation, biological process: positive regulation of embryonic development; regulation of cell cycle. Gene Ontology annotation, cellular component: nucleus; cytoplasm. Lineage: Eukaryota; Metazoa; Nematoda; Chromadorea; Rhabditida; Rhabditidae. Bases 15 to 2021 code for a protein of 668 amino acids. Gene Ontology annotation, molecular function: ATP binding; cyclin-dependent protein serine/threonine kinase activity; protein serine kinase activity. The record is from RefSeq and is marked reviewed.